GCUCACUUGUUCCUGUCUUUAAUGUGCAAUCUGUUUUCUCCAGCGGAGGGCACUCAGUGUAUCACAAACUCAAGCAUUAGCACCAACAAGCUCUGAGCAUCAUCAGUCUCUGGAAAGCCUUCUGAAUUAGACAAGGGCUGCCUCUCAGCACAGCUACAAAACACUUUAAACCUGACCAGCUAAAUGGAUAAACCUAGCCUGCAUAGCUUUUAAACUGGGGUCUCAUACAGCACAGGAGGCCUGCUUGCUUCAAGAACUGAAAAUCCAGAGGAUGAAUUGCUUUAUCUGGGAAUGGCAAAAGCCAGCACAAUAAGGAAUGCCAGGUGGUGGUGAUUUCAGCACGAGAGACCAAAUAAGAAGAAAGCUGAGAGGGGGGAAACGUUUUUGGAUGACAAAGGAUGGGUUUCCAUUUAAUUACGCAGCUGAAAGGCAUGAGUGUGGUUCUGGUGCUACUUCCUACACUGCUGCUUGUUGUGCUCACGGGAGCUCAGAGAGCUUGCCCGAAGAACUGCAGAUGUGAUGGCAAAAUUGUGUACUGUGAGUCUCAUGCUUUCGCAGAUAUCCCUGAGAACAUUUCUGGAGGGUCACAAGGCUUAUCAUUAAGGUUCAACAGCAUACAGAAGCUCAAAUCCAAUCAGUUUGCCGGCCUUAACCAGCUUAUAUGGCUUUAUCUCGACCAUAAUUACAUUAGCUCAGUGGAUGAAGAUGCAUUUCAAGGGAUCCGUCGACUCAAAGAAUUAAUUUUAAGCUCCAACAAAAUUACCUAUCUGCACAAUAAAACAUUUCACCCAGUUCCCAAUCUCCGCAAUCUGGACCUCUCCUACAAUAAACUUCAGACAUUGCAAUCUGAACAAUUUAAAGGCCUUCGGAAACUCAUCAUUUUGCACUUGAGAUCUAACUCACUCAAGACUGUGCCGAUAAGAGUUUUUCAAGACUGUCGGAAUCUUGACUUUCUGGAUUUGGGGUACAAUCGUCUUAGAAGCCUAUCCCGAAAUGCUUUUGCUGGCCUUUUGAAAUUAAAGGAGCUCCACUUGGAGCACAACCAAUUUUCCAAGAUCAACUUUGCUCAUUUUCCACGUCUCUUCAACCUCCGUUCCAUUUACUUACAGUGGAACAGGAUUCGCUCAAUUAGCCAAGGCUUGACAUGGACUUGGAGUUCCUUACACAACUUGGAUUUAUCAGGGAAUGACAUCCAAGGAAUUGAGCCGGGCACAUUUAAAUGCCUCCCCAAUUUGCAGAAAUUGAAUUUGGAUUCCAACAAGCUUACCAACAUCUCACAGGAAACUGUGAAUGCGUGGAUAUCAUUAAUAUCCAUUACCUUGUCUGGAAAUAUGUGGGAAUGCAGUCGGAGCAUCUGUCCUCUAUAUUAUUGGCUUAAGAAUUUCAAAGGUAAUAAGGAAAGCACUAUGAUAUGUGCAGGACCUAAGCACAUCCAGGGCGAAAAGGUUAGCGAUGCUGUGGAAACAUACAACAUCUGUUCUGAAGUCCAGGUGGUCAACACAGAGAGGUCACACCUGAUGCCCCAAACUCCCCACAAGCCUCUGGUUAUCCCGAAACCUACCAUCUUCAAACCAGAUGCCAGCCAACCCACCCUGGAAACACCAAGCCCUUCCCCAGGGUUCCAGAUCCCUGGCACAGAGCAAGAGUAUGAGCAUGUUUCAUUUCACAAAAUUAUCGCAGGGAGUGUGGCUCUGUUUCUCUCGGUGGCCAUGAUCCUCUUGGUGAUCUAUGUGUCUUGGAAACGCUAUCCAGCCAGCAUGAAACAACUCCAACAACACUCUCUCAUGAAGAGGCGGCGGAAAAAGGCCAGAGAGUCUGAAAGACAAAUGAAUUCCCCUUUACAGGAGUAUUAUGUGGACUACAAGCCUACAAACUCUGAGACCAUGGAUAUAUCCGUCAAUGGAUCUGGGCCCUGCACAUAUACCAUCUCUGGCUCCAGGGAAUGUGAGAUUCCACACCACGUGAAGCCCUUGCCCUACUAUAGUUACGAUCAGCCGGUGAUCGGGUACUGCCAGGCUCACCAGCCACUGCACGUCAACAAGGGCUAUGAGACAGUGUCUCCGGAGCAGGAGGAGAGCCCCAGCCUGGAGCUCGGUCGAGACCACAGCUUCAUCGCCACUAUCGCCAGGUCGGCUGCACCUGCCAUUUACCUGGAGAGAAUAACAAACUAGUGCAGAAGCCAACUCCUCACUGGGGACCUCGCUGUGGGUAGGGAGGGCUUUCAUCCUAAAGGAGAUAUGGGUGUCCCAACCUACGCAAUCAAGCAAGCUCAUCGUUCCUGUUAAACAAACAAACAUAAAUGGCAUAGAGAAAAGAAAAACCAAAACUGCUUACAGAGGGCAGCGGAUGCACCUUCAGCAUAACCGGGAGAACUACCAAACUUUCUUUGCUUUAAAAUAUAAAACAAACAAAAAUGCUCCCGGAUGACACUAUGUAAAUAGUCCAGAGUGUCAAGUUCUUAUAAAAAUAGAUUUCACCCUAGCUAUCUAUAGGUUUGUUUGUAUAUUUGAUUUUUCUACACUGCAUGGUUCCUGGGCUGGAGAACCACAGGGGGCAGGUAAACAGGGGUGGGUGGGAACUUGGGGAAUCAAAACGGUUUUCCUUGUUAGUUGUGUGUAACACUCACAGACUUUAUUUCAAUUGCUUUCAUUUUAUUUUCCCUUUAAAAAUACUAUGUUCUUGUUUGGUUGGUUUAAUUUUUCUUUUCUUUUUUUUUUCUCUUGGUCAAGUGAUUCUGUUUUUUUUUUUUUUUUUUUUUAUUCUAAACAUGGGCAUUAAAGCUUAUGUUGUACCAAAAGAAACUUUGCUUUACCAUAGACCACAAAUAAAGUUGGCCACAAAGUUUGAUAAAACUACUGGAAUGAAAAUUCAAUAAAUCAAACUGAAUGUUCCUUCAAGACAACAUUGUACACAAUAUUAGGAGUUUUGGUUUUUUUCCCCAUUGGCAGCCCUCACUGUAGACAGCCUGAAAUAGAGACCUGUGAAGACCUCGGAGUGGGAAGACCAACAGAAUUAUUCUCACAGGGACCAAGGGUAGAUGACAACAAUGGCCAUGUGGUCCAUGAGUGAAACUGCCAACCUGACCAAUUUCUAAACACAACAUGAUGUGUAACAUUGCUUUUUAAAUUGAUGAUCAAUUAGCUUUUGUGUAGUUUUUAUCAAUAAAAGAAAAACAUGUUGAAAAAUAAA
Marmota flaviventris (yellow-bellied marmot) is the source of this 3189-nucleotide messenger RNA. NCBI's taxonomy places the organism in Eukaryota, Metazoa, Chordata, Mammalia, Rodentia, Sciuridae. The record is from RefSeq and is a predicted model, not a curated record.